This is a messenger RNA of Planococcus citri (citrus mealybug), 2660 nucleotides long. RefSeq names its product septin interacting protein 3 (gene sip3). Lineage: Eukaryota; Metazoa; Arthropoda; Insecta; Hemiptera; Pseudococcidae. Bases 652 to 2466 code for a protein of 604 amino acids. The transcript is spliced from 11 exons. The record is from RefSeq and is a predicted model, not a curated record.
UAACUGAAAUUAAUAAUACGUAAACUACAGAACAUUGUAGUUGAUAAAAUUCAUUCAUAAUUCGUUACUUUUCUUCACCUCGCCCAACUAAAAUUACACACGUCAACAUUCUAGAAUAUGGUAUGAUUUUUCUGUUGAUACGUGUCUUAAAAAUUGUAGUGUUUCAUUUUAUCCGUUCGCAAAAAUAGUCAUAGUAUUAAAUUUCAUUCAUUUUAUGGCACUUAAAUGAUUCGUUACGCUUUAAACAUGGUUAAUUAAUAGCAAACUAGUUAAAAUGAACUUGAUGUGAGAUGAAUUGAAACCUUUUAUCUCGCCAUUUCAUAAAAUCCAAAAUUCGGUUUAGCUAGGAAAAAUUAGCGUGGCAACAUUACCCGUUCAAAACAACAAUUUUCCAAUCAAUUUAUAAACAUUUUUACCUAGUACCUAUGAUAAAAAGAAGACCAUUUUCUACGUUGAAUUACCUUUGUGCAUUUUAAUUAAUUGUUGAUAAUCGUUAAUUAUCUCAUAGAUUAGAGUGUCCCCUGUUCAUUAUGGCGAUCCGAAGCACUAACGCUCCAUAAUCCGCAUAUUCCAUCGCGUUAUAAUGUGACGAAAAAUUAUCAGAGAUCUUCAUAUUCGGUGGUGUAAUUAGUUUCAAAAAAAUCGUUUUAAAUGCAAUUUUCAAAAAUGAGGAACGCACUUGUGGCCGUCGGUACGCUUGCGUUGAGCGUAAUGGUGAUCGGAAACGCUUACCUGCAGAAAAAGCAGUUUUAUCCAUCUGUUGUCUACAUAACAAAAUCUAAUCCUAGUAUGGCUGUCAUGUAUCUGCAAGCUGUAGUGAUCAUCAUGUUAUUAGGCAAACUGAUGAGGAAAAUAUUUUUCGGCGAAUUAAGAGCUGCCGAAGUAGAACAUUUAGUUGAAAGAUUCUGGUACGCUGUGACAGAAACAUGUCUCGCGUUCACCGUAUUCAAGGAUGACUUUACUCCUAAAUUUAUGGCAUUAUUUACGCUUCUACUGUUUCUCAAAUCUUUCCAUUGGUUGGGUGAAGAUCGAGUAGAUUAUAUGGAACGAAGUCCAGUUAUUUCGUGGAUUUUUCAUACGAGGAUAGUUUUGUUAUUAUCUUUAUUGGGACUUUUGGAUUUAUACUUCAUAUCUAUCGCAUAUCAGCAUACAAUCACUAAAGGAGCAUCGGUACAGUUGGUUUUUGGUUUCGAGUACGCUAUUUUGUUAACUGUAGUGAUAAACACAGCGGUCAAGUAUAUUCUCCACAUCAUCGACAUGAAUCGUGAAGUAUUCUGGGAAAAUAAGGCAGUAUUCUUAUUAUACGUGGAAGUUGUUAUCGGUUUCAUUAAAGUAGUCCUGUAUAUGUGUUUCGUUGCUUUGAUGGUCAAGUUGUAUACAUUACCAUUAUUCGCAUUCCGUCCCAUGUAUUAUUCGAUGAGAAACUUUAAAAAAGCGCUUAAUGACGUGAUACUCUCGCGAAGAGCAAUUCGUAAUAUGAAUACUCUAUAUCCGGACGCAACAGCUGAAGAAUUGGCGGCCGCCGAUAAUGUAUGCAUUAUUUGCCGUGAAGAAAUGCAAACUGGCGCUAAAAAGUUACCAUGUAAUCAUAUCUUUCACGUGUCUUGCCUGCGUUCGUGGUUUCAAAGACAUCAAACAUGUCCUACUUGUCGUCUGAAUGUGCUACGUACGAAUACGGCGACUCAAAGACCUCGUCCUGCUGGAGCUGCUCCUCAAGCUGCUCAACCUAAUCCAGCUAUGCCACCAAUAUUCGCUUUUCCCGCUUGGCAACCACCAUUUUUCCCUCCGGCGCCCAAUGUUAAUGCGCAAAACGUACCGAAUGCUGGUGGCGAACAGAGGCCAGAUCAAAUGCAUGCCCAAGCUUCGGGAUCAUCGGCUGAAGCGAAUGCAAAUCAAUCAAAUAUGCCGAACCAAGCCAACCCAGAUGCUGGAGUUCAAUUCCCUCAACAGUUCUCGUUUCCGUUCAUGUUACCACCGAUGCCACCUUUCAUACCUGGCGUUACUACCCCUCCUCUGCCGCCGCAAAACUGGAGCGGAUUGUCAUUAGAGGAACUGAGACAAAUGGAAGAAAAUAGUCGACGUGGUGUUGAGGCUCGUUUACAAUGCCUACGUAAUAUUCACACUUUAAUGGACGCGUCUGUGAUUUUAAUGCAGCAGUAUAUUACUUCUGCUAGUAUAGCUGCCGCUACUUCAGCGGCGACUGCCACACCUCAAGGCCCGAGUGGUUCCUCAAGCGGAGCUGAGAGUGCUCCUACGAACCCCCCAACUGCUGAUAGCAGUGAACCUUCAACUAGUCAAACCAGUCCAGAAUCGAAACCAGCGGUUCCGUCGACUUCAGCGAGUAAUGUCGAACCUUCUGGAAGCGAAGAAGUACCAUCAACCAGCGGCGAAGGUGAAUCCUUACUUGGAUCUCAAGAACAAGAAGAAAUCAGAAGGAGACGAGUACAGAAAUUCACGAGCUCGUGAAGAAUUGAUUUCGAUUUUAUUUUUUUGUCUGUACAUUUAUCACUGUUUUUCAUGUUCCUGAUGUGUAAAUUUUAAAUUAUAUCAGUCGUUUUAAAAAGAUGGUACUGUGUUUGUAUGUGUACAAUUCCGCCAGGUCUUUUGAAACGCAUUAACAUGUUUGAAAAUUCGUUAAUUAAAUAAAUGUUUGCAAAGUG